AGAGCAGCAGCACCACCAGACCAGACACAGCGACCUCUGGACUGGACCCCCGCUCUUCCUCGCCGGAUGUCUGUGAACCCCGAUGCUGCCCCCCUCCGCCGGCAUCCUGCCGCCGCCUCCCUCCCUCCCCGCUGCUAGCCCCUCCCCGUCCUACUCCUUCCGCCCUCUCCGCCGAUGCCUGCCCGUCCCCAGAGCCGCCGCCGCCGAUGCCUCUCCUCCCAAUCCCAAUCCCUCUCCCUCGACCCCCGCCUUCUCCGAACAGGACCAGCUCGCCCGCCCCUUCGCGCCCUUACAAGCACAAGUAGAGGACCCGCUCGUCUCCAAGCUUCGCACCCAGCUCGGCGUCAUCCACCCGCUCCCCGCGCCCCCCGUCAGCCGCUCCGUCAUCGCCCUCUUCGCCCUCUUCUUCUUCGUCGGCGCCGCCUUCGACAAGCUCUGGACGCUGCGCAAGCGCCGCCGCGCCGAGCGCGAGCUCAAGGUCAACGGCUCAUGGCCGCAGGUCCCCACCCCCAGCUUCUCCCUCUUCCUCGAGGACAAGGACCUCCAGCGCAAGGAGUCCGUCGAGUGGGUCAACAUGGUCCUCGGCAAGCUAUGGAAGGUCUACCGCACAGGCAUCGAGAACUGGAUCGUCGGCCUGCUCCAGCCAGUCAUCGACAACCUCCACAAACCCGAUUACGUCAACAGGGUCGAGAUCAGGCAGUUCUACCUCGGCGAGGAGCCGCUCUCCGUCAGGAACGUCGAGCGCCGGACCUCAAGGCGGGCAAACGACCUGCAGUACCAAAUAGGCAUUCGCUAUGCCGGUGGAGCACGCAUGGCUCUGGCGCUCUCCCUAAAGUUUACCAAAGUACCAGUCGUCGUGCCAGUUUGGGUUCGAGAUUUCGACAUUGAUGGCGAGUUGUGGGUUAAGCUAAGGCUCAUACCAACAGAACCAUGGGUGGGAGCUGUAUCUUGGGCUUUUGUAUCCCUUCCAAAGAUUAAGUUUGAGCUCUCACUCUUCCGCCUAUUCAAUCUUAUGGCUAUUCCUGUUCUGUCAAUGUUUCUCACAAAACUUCUGACAGAAGAUUUGCCACGUCUCUUUGUGCGGCCCAAAAAGAUAGUCCUUGAUUUUCAGCAGGGAAGAGCUAUGGGACCUGUUUCAGGAAGUGUUGCAAGUGACAUAAUUCAAAAUGUUGCAAGUGACAUAAUUCAAGAUGGAAACAAGGACUUUGUUGGAGAGCUAUCAGUGACGCUAGUUGAUGCUAGAAAGCUUAGUUUCGUCCUAUUUGGCAAGACCGACCCUUAUGUUGUCAUGAUUCUUGGUGACCAAGUCAUAAAGAGCAAGAAGAACAGUCAAACAACUGUGAUUGGGCUACCAGGAGAACCAAUUUGGAAUCAAGAUUUUCAUCUACUUGUUGGAAAUCCUCGCAAACAGAAGUUGACCAUUCAAGUGAAGGAUUCAAUUGGUCUAACUGACAUCACUAUUGGCACUGGGGAGGUUGAGUUGGGGUCACUGAAAGAUACAGUUCCGACUGACAAAAUUGUAACUUUAUAUGGCGGAUGGGGCUUGUUCGGGAAACGAACAGCUGGGGAAGUGCUACUUCGGUUGACAUACAAGGCGUACGUUGAGGACGAGGAAGAUGAGGCGGUGAGAAGCGAGUUUGGUGGCGGUUACGUCUCAGACGAGGAUAUGCUGGAUUAUGUCCAAGGUGACAUGAGUAAGGGCAGUGACUUUUUGGGUAAAGAAAGAGAAACAUUCAUGGAUCUACUUGCUGCACUGCUUGUCAGUGAGGAAUUCCAAGGUAUAGUGUCUUCGGAAACGGGAAGCUCAAGAGAUCCUGAGCAGGCGGGCAGUGGAUCAGGAAGCGCGGUUCCUGCGGCAGCUGAUUCUGAGACUGUAUCUAAUACUAGCUCCACAGAUACGGCUCUAGUGUGGCUCGCGGCCAUAACAAGUGUGAUGGUGCUCGUGUCCUCCAACCUUGGUGCUUCAGGCUACUUCAACCCUUGAUGAUGAAGCUAGUCAUCAUGAUUAAUGGGGUCGUUGGAGCUGCUUAGAUUAGCGAAGCAAUCGAUCCAUCCAUCCAUCCGGCUUCAAUUUUCUAACAUUACUGCUCUGCUUGGUUGUAAUUUAGCGUUCCAUUAAGAGCUGAGGUGAGCUGAGUGGUUGUAAAUGGCCAUGAGAAAUCAGCUGAGUGGUUGUAAAUGGCCAUGAGAAAUCAUGUUUCUUCUCUCUUUUUCCCCCCCACAUCCUUCCGGCAAGUGUAUAUUCAUCCCAUGUAGCAGAGGAAUGCAAUGGACCGGACCCAAUGGGUUGUUGGCGGCUCCCUCUUGUUGUUCGUUGUUGUUCUUCUGUUGUUGUGUUUUGAUUGCCAAAUUGGCCUGCGCCAAGAGAAGGGGAAAAAAAACAAGUCUAAAA
Panicum virgatum (switchgrass) is the source of this 2392-nucleotide messenger RNA. RefSeq names its product calcium-dependent lipid-binding protein-like. The transcript has 8 exons. The record is from RefSeq and is a predicted model, not a curated record. The coding region runs from base 83 to 1984 and encodes 633 amino acids. Lineage: Eukaryota; Viridiplantae; Streptophyta; Magnoliopsida; Poales; Poaceae. Gene Ontology annotation, molecular function: lipid binding.